Molecule: messenger RNA, 1065 nt
Organism: Hermetia illucens (black soldier fly)
Lineage: Eukaryota; Metazoa; Arthropoda; Insecta; Diptera; Stratiomyidae
Product: mucin-7-like
Exons: 1
Coding region: 61-930 (289 amino acids)
Source: RefSeq, a predicted model, not a curated record
UGGAUUGUCAGAAAUAAGUGUCAGUCCAGGUUCAACUUCAGAAGAAUACAUUAUAGUACAAUGGGGAGGAUUAAUCUGUACAUCUUAGGACUCUUCGUCCUCGUAGCUACGACGAAAGCACAAAGAAAUCUUGAAUAUCCUACAACAAAGCAACCAGCUCCGACGCAGCCGCAAGCCUCAACUCAAACAUCAGCCGUUGAAUCUACAACUUUAGAGUCAACCACGCCAUCAGAAGCGGCGCUAUAUCCUGCAGCUGGAUAUCGUCCUGGUCGGGCUUUUAAUCUACCAACAGAAGAACGAAAAUCGCCAGAUUCAACUUACGGUCCACCCACUGAGACCCCAACAGAGGAGCCUACAACAAUAGAUAAUGCACCUUACCCUCCGGCAGGAUAUCGUCCCGGAAAAGCAUUCAAUCUCCCAACAGAGGACCAAACCGAACCAGAGUCAAGUUAUGGACUCCCAACAGAACAGGCACCAGAAGCUCCUUACCCACCGGCUGGAUAUCGUCCCGGUCGGGCAUUCAAUCUACCAACUGAAGGAGGAAACAAUAUUGAUACUCCCAAGUCAAGCUACGGGCCACCAGAUCAAAGCGCAGCAGGUACCGAAAUAGUGACUACCAUUGAUUUCCCAGAGUCUGAAUUUGACGAGGUGCCAUUAGCAAGAAUUAGAUCAGGGCCACCAACUUUCCAGGCAAGACCAGGGUUUAAUCAACCUCAACAGUUUGUUAAUCAUCGUUUCAUUCGACCGGGACCUAAUCAACGACCAAUUCGUCCUAUACAUCGACCAAUCGGUAGUGCACAAUCAGUGAUACAAACUCGUCCGAGUUUUGGAGUAAAUUCAGGAUUUGUUUAUGAUAGAGAACCUGUACUAGUUGCAACGAUACGAUUACCUGAUCCAUUUGCUUUUACUUCUUUUUUGGAUGAUUUCUAAGUGAAUUGGAUUGGAUUGUGUUUGUUAAGAAAAUAUUUAGAGUUGAUUAUCAAUUUUGGAAAUAUUUUUUUUGUUAUUUUGAAAUCAAAAAUGUUGUUGUCGCAUACAUACAUAAAAUACAUCAUACGUAGCCAU